This is a messenger RNA of Australozyma saopauloensis, 1356 nucleotides long. RefSeq lists its product as uncharacterized. Lineage: Eukaryota; Fungi; Ascomycota; Pichiomycetes; Serinales; Metschnikowiaceae. The record is from RefSeq and is a predicted model, not a curated record. Bases 1 to 1356 code for a protein of 451 amino acids. The transcript has a single exon.
AUGAGCGUUUCGAGUUCGCGGGCCCCUCAUUUACCAUUGCUUCUCAAGUGUUUGAAUGGAAAAGUUGUUAAUCCAGCCUUAAAAGCUUUUGCUUUUGCAUACAUCUACGUGGUGGCUCCGAAGAUAUUUUUCAAGGUACUCAAACUCGCAAAGAAACGGGAAUUGAGCAAGGGUCUACCGGCGGCAAUUGCAACGCUUCGGAAUGCUUUGAAGCCUUCCAAAUUCCCGGCACUAGCUGCGAAGCUUAUGCUCCAAAUCAAUGCUACAGAACCGUUGAUAUAUCUUUUUUUCAAGAGACUUGGCUAUCUUCACAAACCGCGCAGGCGCCUAUUUGUGAGCACUCUCGUUGCAGCAUUCCUUGCCGCACUCAUGCACUUUCCAAGCUUUCAGAACCCUGGCUCCAUUCAUGGACGUCAGAUCUCUCUUGAUUUGACCUUGUUGGUGGCAACUCGUGCGUUAGAUACUGUUGUAUCUUCUGCGCUUAGUCGGGCCGGUGGAAGUCGGUAUGCAUCGCUAGGAGAUGGAGCACUCUUCAUUGUAUCGAGUGCCCUUAUUAUGUACUCCUGGUUUUACCACCCGGAACGCCUCCCGCCUGCUUACCGGAACUGGAUCACAUCUGCUGCUUCCAUGGACGAUGAGUUCAUUUCUCUUCUCAGGGAUGUCAAGAAUAAGAAGGUUGCCUAUGGCGAAAAGGGGCCAGGGGAAUACCUCUUGAAAGACUUUUGCGAGCGGAACAACCAGCCAGCCGAGAAAGGCUCGCUUUAUUUAAAUCAGCCGUUAUCUUGUGAGUGCGUACAUGCAUUCCUGACCAAGAAUUGUGAGCUUCAUGCUCUCUGGCGCUUCGCCCGAGGCUUCACCUUUGCAAUCAAACUCUAUGGUAGUGUGAAUUUCGUGAUGCUUUUGCUCUCGAAAGAUAAGAAGAAUUUCGCACGUAAGCUUCUUCGUGCUUCUUUGAACGCCGCGCGGUCUUCGUGCUUUUUGGGCACCUUCAUAGCACUCUGUUGGUACGGGGUCUGUCUAGGCAGAAAUAGAAUACUUCCGCGCUUGUUUCCAAAGGUUCCUCGCACAAGAUGGGAUGACACCAUUGCUGCGGCCUGUGGCUGUGCUCUUUGUGGCUUCAGUUGUUUCAUAGAUACCCCACAACGGCGCAAGGAGUUGGCCUUGUUCGUUGCGCCGCGUGCCGUAGGAACUGUCAUAUCUUCAGAACCGACCCCACGAAACCUUUGGCUCGAAAGAGUCACGUUUGCCGUGAGCAUGGCGAUACUAGUAGCGUUCGCGAAAAAGGAGGCUUCGAGCGUCAGAGGUAUUUUCGGCAAGGGUCUUCAGAGUGUGUUGAGUCUUCAGAAUUUCAAUUGA